This is a messenger RNA of Macrobrachium nipponense, 696 nucleotides long. Its product is annotated as exoskeleton protein RP43-like. The coding region runs from base 1 to 696 and encodes 231 amino acids. The record is from RefSeq and is a predicted model, not a curated record. Lineage: Eukaryota; Metazoa; Arthropoda; Malacostraca; Decapoda; Palaemonidae. The transcript has 6 exons.
AUGGCAUUUACCAAUUACCUGUACCUUUUUGUUAAUCGGGCUUCCAAAAAUUUUGCUGAUCCCUUUGCCCUCUGUCCAUAUUGUGGAGCACCGGCUGUUCCCUUCACCAUAACCGUCCCAACGAACAACGUGGAACUCCAUCUCUUUUCCGAUGGAUCUAGCGUACUUGAAGGCUUCGAAUUUACUUAUGAGAGUAUCGAGGCUUAUUUUUGUGAUCCUACAAUUAUAGAUGUCACAGAUACACAAGGAGAAAUUGUUGUCCGUAAUUCCCUAGACUUACCAAUGACCUGUACUUGGAAAAUGGCCAUGCCAGUCGGGACAAUCCUAAGGUUGACAUUCAUCGAGUUCGACCUCGGGGCAUGUUGCUCUUGCGCAUAUAUAACCAUUCUCGACAACGAAUUUACUGACUCUCCUUUAACUGGAUCUGCCAUAUGUGGCACCACUAUUCCUCGACGCAUACCUGGAACGAUCAGCAACUCUUUAGACAUUACGUUUUACACAGAUGGGUCAGCACAGCAUCCUGGAUUUAAGAUCCAAUAUGAAAGGCCAUUGCCCAGAGAAACCAAGUGCAAAGUAAUCAAAGGCAUUCCUACUUUUAAGCCAAAUGGUAAGAACAGUGACAACUUUGGUUGUCACCAGGGGCACGAAGCAUCCACUAUUUUGAUAGCAGCAGAAGCAGGGGGCUAUCCCCAAUAA